Messenger RNA from Caenorhabditis angaria, 786 nucleotides. Lineage: Eukaryota; Metazoa; Nematoda; Chromadorea; Rhabditida; Rhabditidae. The record is from the annotation of a GenBank genome assembly.
AUGUCUGACAGAAUUAUAAAUUUAAUUUUGAGUUCUCUUCCAAAUAAAAACAAGGUAAGAUUGUUUUUUUAGUUUACAAAAUAUACAACAACUUUUAUUUUUUAGCAGCCAACAGCUAUUCAAUGGCUAACCACCAGCGCGGCAGGAGUAGGCUGCACAACAUGUCAAACAGCAAUCGGUGAGAGUGAAAGAGACGAAAAGAUAUUGAAAUCGCGCGUGAUCUACAGCGAUUUACAUUUGCGGGUCUAGGAUUUGUGAAAAUUAGAAAUAGGCUUCAGCUUGACUUUUGAGAAUUCAUUUUUGAACUUUCAGUGUGCCACGCGACUAAAAGUCAUCCUCAAUUUUUUUCGAAACAAAAUAUGGUUAGCAACCGCAAUUUCAAAAAUUAUGGAUUUUCAGACCCACAAAUUUUUAAUGUACCUUUGAUCUAUUUUUCUCUAAGUCUUCUUCACUCUCACCGAUUGCCAAUUUUCAUUGGGCUGACAUGAUGUGGCUGUGUAAGAACAAACUGCAAUUUUCAUGCUGAAAAUCGUGAUUUACGUGAAAAAACAUGAUUUUGAGCAUGAAAAUGACCGGAAAUCAAGUGAUAAAUCUGAAAAUGUUCAGGGAAUUGGCUCAACAAUCAAACAUCUUUCAUCAAGUGAAAAAGAACGAUUUAUUCGUGCAUUGAAACGUGAAACUGAUUCAAGCAGUGAUGCGGAACUUGUUCAAAAAAUCAGAACAACUAUUAGUGUUCACGAGUUGAAUCGGCUUAUCGUCAUAUGUCUGAGAGAAACUUUUGAAUAG